AUGUCGUCUGAUUCAUCCGAUGACUUUUGCAGAAAAAGGCGCGUAAGCCUUCGAAGUUCACCAGAUGUAUACCCCCAUGCCUGGCGCACAAAUGCUACCGCAGAAGAACUCAGGAGGAUGUAUGGGCACCUGCCAAAUGGAGGAAGAGUCCAGGGAGUGAAGACCCUUGCAGGAAGGUUGGUGGCACAGCGUGACUUUGGAAAGCUCAGAUUCAUGGUCGUUGUCAAUGAAAGCACUUCAAUCCAGAUAGUUUGUGACAGCUCUACUUUGAUCGAUUCCACUCGGAUCAAUCGCAAUGAUGUUGUUGGCGUCGAGGGCGAAGUGGGGAAAACUCGCAAAGGCGAGCUCUCAGUGUUCGCUACAAAGCUGCAAUUGUUGGCCCCAUGUUGGCACAACCUCCCGGUACAGCAAUCCAAAUUGGAUCCGGUAUUGAAAUGCCGCAGAAGGUAUUUGGAUUUGAUGACAAAUGUUUCUUCUCAGCUGAAGUUCAAGAAGCGAGCUGAGAUCAUCACCUCCAUCCGGAAGUAUUUGAAACAGCGAGGCUUCCACGAAGUCGAAACCCCUAUUCUUUGUACUACCGGUGUUGCCAGCGCACAGGCUGUCAAGACGAGAUCGAAUGAGCUGAACAUGGACUUGUCACUCAGAACUGAGCCGGAAGUGUUUUUGAAGAUGCUCCUGGUCGGUGGAUUUGAUCGGAUUUUUGAGCUGGGCCGCUGCUUCCGCAACGCAUCUGUGGAUGCAGAUCCCGAGCACACAACUUGUGAGCUCUACAUGGCUUACCAUGACUACAACGAUCUCAUGUGCCUUGUGGAGGACUUAUUCUCCAGCCUUGUCCUUCACUUCAAUGGAAGCUACCAGCUGGAGUAUCACCCUGAUGGAUGUGGAGACUCACAUCUUCCAGUGCUCUUGGAUUUCACUCCUCCAUGGCCUCGAGUCUCCAUUGUCGAAGAGGUUGAGGGUUUGGCAGAAAGGCAGAUCCCACGUGAUUUCAACUCGGAGGAAUGCAACGAAGUUCUGGAGGAUAUUGCCUUUACAAACAAUGUGCAGUGUUCAGAGCCACGCACACCGCACCGCUUGUUGAAGAAGCUCUUUGAGAGCAUGAAGUUGCACCAUUUGCUCAAUCCAACCUUUGUUAUUGAUCCACCCAUGGAAGCUUCAAUGGCCAAAGAGCACCGUAGCAAGCAAGGCCGAGCAGAACGCUUUGAUUUAAUCAUAUCAGGAAAAGAGAUUAGCAAUGGCUACUCUGAGCAGAACGAUCCACAUGCUCAGCGAGCGGCUUUUGAUCAACUGAAGGAGGUGGGCGUCGAGGAUUUUUUGGAUGCCCUUGAGCACGGGCUUCCACCUUCUGCUGGCCUGGGUUUCAGUGUUGACCGCUUGAUCAUGCUUCUUGUGAAUGCGAACCAAAUGAAGGAGGUGAUAUUGUUCCCGCACAUCAAUCAGAGGGUGACAGGAGGCUGCUCGGAGUAUUACUUUCCACCAAAAGUGCCGCAAGAGCGCCUUGCAGAGCUUGUGGAAGCUGACAUGCCCUUUGUGAUCUCGCCAUGCUCACAGGUCUCUAUCGACCCGCAGGUGUUCCAUGUUUUGCCGGGCUUGCAGGUCCUGCUAGCCUGAGCCUCAACUUGCUGUUCACUUAUGCCGCUUGUUCCAUGUUUUGGAUGUUUGCGCAACCUUGCAAGACUCCUCACACUCCUUGGCUCCUGGUUUUUGUAAACGUGUUGUUGUAGCUCUUUGUUUUCAGUUUGCUCAAGAUCUUCAGUAUUCAUAGCUCAGCCUCCUGCCAGCGCACACACACUUUGCAGUUGACUCAAUUCCCACGUUGAGAAGGAAGGUGAAGGAACGGCAUGGUGAAAGGU
Molecule: messenger RNA, 1853 nt
Organism: Durusdinium trenchii
Lineage: Eukaryota; Dinophyceae; Suessiales; Symbiodiniaceae
Source: the annotation of a GenBank genome assembly